Molecule: messenger RNA, 2969 nt
Organism: Neoarius graeffei (lesser salmon catfish)
Lineage: Eukaryota; Metazoa; Chordata; Actinopteri; Siluriformes; Ariidae
Gene: trabd2b
Product: TraB domain containing 2B
Exons: 7
Coding region: 297-1838 (513 amino acids)
Biological process (GO): negative regulation of Wnt signaling pathway
Cellular component (GO): organelle membrane
Molecular function (GO): metalloendopeptidase activity; Wnt-protein binding
Source: RefSeq, a predicted model, not a curated record
CACACACACACACGGACUCCCCUUCACGAGCUCCCCUCCUCCGCUGACUCCCACAUACACACUCCACCUCAACCUCCACCUUCAGAGCCCUUAGGAACACACACACACACACACACACACCACACACACACCACACACACACACCACACACACACACGGACUGAGUGAAAUCAGGGCGCGAGCAUGGCGCAGGGGCACACCGCCGCUCCGCGCGCCUUCUCCAAGCGCCGACUUUAACCGGAUCGACCUGUAGCCUCGUGUGUGUGUGUGUGUGUGUGUGUGUGUUCUGUCCCGAUAUGAAGCGGUGCUCAGCGCUCGGAUUUCUGCUCUUCUGUACUUUAUUUCCAGCGGGAUUUUUAUUACUGAACCGGGACAAACGGAAACAGUGCAGCCAGGACGAGGCGAGACAGCUGAACUCGUUCCUGUGGACGAUAAAACGUCCUGCCCCUCAGCCGCCCUCCUACCUGUUCGGCACCAUCCAUGUGCCGUACACACGUGUGUGGGACUUUGUGCCUGAGAGCUCAAAGCGAGCCUUUCAGAGCAGCACGAGUGUGUUCUUCGAGCUUGACCUCACUGACCCUGUGACCGUGUCCAAGCUGGCCAGCUGUCAGCUCUUACCUAACGGUGAGAGCCUGAGGAGCCUGCUGCCUCGGGACAUCUACCUCCGGCUGAAGCGCCACCUGGACUACGUGAGACACAUGAUGCCGGCGUGGGUGAGGGCUGAGCAGCGCUUCUACGCCGACUACCUGUUCAAGGCCAUCGCCGGAGACUGGGAGCGUAAGCGGCCCGUCUGGGUGAUGCUGAUGGUGAACUCGCUGACUGAGUGGGAUGUGAGGUGGCGUGGAGCUCCCGUGCUCGACCUGUUCCUCGCCCGCGAGGCCGAGCGCAUGGGCAAGAAGACAGGCGCUGUGGAGGACGUCGAGGAACAGUGUCACCCGCUGAACGGACUCAGCUUCUCCCAGGUUCUGUUUGCGCUGAAUCAGACGCUGCGGCAGCAUGAAGGUGUGCGUGAGGGAAGUGUUCAGGGUCCCUUCACCACCGAGGACCUCAUCACACACUACAACUGUGGAGACCUCAGUGCCAUCAUCUUCAACCACGACUCCUCCCAGCUCCCUCACUUCCUGAACAGUUCUCUGCUGGAUCACGAGCGUUCCACAGCGCAGCAGAUCGACAGCUACCUUCGCCAGGAGCUCAUCUACAAGCGCAACGAGCGAAUGGCACACCGCGUCUCCACCAUCCUUCAGAGGAGCCCCUCCCAGAGUUUCUUCUUCGCCUUUGGCGCCGGUCACUUCCUGGGCAACCAUAGUGUCCUGGAUAUCCUGAGGCAGGAGGGCUAUGAGGUAGAACACACACCGGCCCAGGAGCCUGCUGCCACACUGAGCUGGAAUGGAGAGAUGGAAGGUACCACUGUGACGCAGAGCGGGGUCAGUCCUGAACCGGUGACCGAGGGUACGUCAGAACCUCCUGAGGUAGAUGAGGAACUUCCACAUCUGCUGGAACCGGAUAGUCUGAGUCAGCUGGAGGAGUUUGGGAGGCACCAGCGCCCUCGGAAGGCCCAGAGGCCUCACAGCAGGCAGCGGCUCUUCAGCGACCUGUGGGUGCGAAUCGGAUACAGCACGACGUCGCUUCCGAACGUACAGAGAACCAACGACUACGUGACGACGAGAACUUCACUCAAGCUGCAGGAAGAUCAGCACAGGAGAAGAUCGUGGCUCAGUAAUCGAAAAGAGACUCCGCCUCCCAGCCUUAAAGGCUUAGCCACGCCUAGUUCUGAAUCCACGUUGCCUUUUAUUUUCACGUGCCUUCUCACACAAGUGCUGCUGCUCUUCUUGUCUUGACCACAAGAGGAAGCCAGAAACACACAAUUCACACAAACUUUAUCGAAACUGUAAACUAUUGUUUUUGCAAUAAUAUUGAGUUCAGUGAUAUAAAAAAGAACAACAAAAACAAACAGGAUAUAAAGUAAAGCCUUAUUUGUAAUGAAGUACACGUAAAGGUCACAUGCCACGAAGUCGGAGCGACCUGAUUGGACGAUUCUCAUCAAACUACCAAACCAAAUAAUCAUUUAUACUCUUUAUACUUAAAUAAACAUCACAAUUCAUGAACAUUAUUAAGAUUAUGGUUUAUUUUCCUUUAAUUAAACUGAUUGAAAUCCAAAAAUUGAUUAGUUGUAGCUCUUGGUGCCUCAAAGGAAACAAAUCCAUCAAUAAUAAACUCUUAGUGCCUUAAAGUUUAGUUUUGGUGAAAUGCUGCUCCACAAGGACAUAAAUAUAUAUCACCUUCCUUUAGAUGUUAAACAAAAUAUGUUAGUUCAUGAAUAAAACACUGUGUUGUGCUGUUAGAGGAAAAUAAUCACUGACAGGAUGGCAUGAUGAAGCAGCAUUACUGUGUUUUAAUCCUCUCACAACACAGCAAUUUGCCAACUAUUACAAUUUUUAAUUAAUUUCAACACACAUCAUACUUUUUUUUUUUAUCCAUUUAUAGCGAUGUCCGGUGUUGUAGAACGGCCAUGACGCAAGUGUCCACUUCCCUUAUUGCAGCUUUAACCAGCCGGCUCCUUACAGAACACUUCACAUCGACAGUUAAACCCGGAACGUUUACUGUACAAGUCCCUGUAAACGAGCUGUUACUAUAGAAACAAUAGCGUAUUAGAACGAGCACAUUAAACCAUUAAAAUCCUGCGCUACUGUCAGAGCUGCUGUUCUAGGAAAUUAAUCGACCAAUCAGAAUCCAGAACUCAGCUGCCAUCUUGUGAAGAGAUCACUGAAUAGUGUAGUAACGAUGAACAAGAUUUUAAGCAAUAAAUCCAGCACAAACAAACGUAAAUAAACUGACGCAAUGCAGAAACAAGUCAAAGGGAAACAUAAUAAUAAUAGUAAUAAUAAUACAGUGAUAGAGUUCACACACUUAUGUUUUGUACAAUUUGUUCAUAAAGAAAUUGUAUAUUUAUUAUUUCUUAGAGAGUAUAU